Messenger RNA from Symbiodinium necroappetens, 1347 nucleotides. NCBI's taxonomy places the organism in Eukaryota, Dinophyceae, Suessiales, Symbiodiniaceae. The record is from the annotation of a GenBank genome assembly.
AUGCUGCGUCUACUUUCUGCCAGUGUGGUGAGCUGCCUGCUGUGUGCAGUCGCAGGGGAGGAGACCCAAUCUGGAAACUUGCGUGGAAGCCACAGGGAGGAGAGCGAAAGCGGCGAGGUGGACAACCGUGAUUACGAACAGUGUGGUAUUCUCGGCGGUCCGCUUAGGCAUGGCCGCCGAGCGCGCAUCGUGCACGGCAAAGAUGCCGAUCAGUGUGCCUGGCGGUGGCAAGUGAGCAUCAGAAGUGCUCGGUCAGACGGCGGGGCGACUGCCUUUUGUGGAGGGACCCUGAUUUCACCUGGCUGGGUGCUAACAGCAGCGCAUUGUGUUAAGCAGAUGAACGUCUGCAAAAUGCGAAAGCUGCGAAUAGUUGCAGGGGACUGGAAGCAGUACUCGGAUGAUGAAGCAGUCAAGGGUCAAUCAAUCGAGCGUCGCAUCAAGAGAGUGUUCUCCCAUCCGCACUAUGACGAUGCUGCUGAUUCAGAUUUUGAUGUGGCUUUGGUGGAGCUUGACAAACCCUUUCCAAUCAACGAGUGCAUCGGUGUUGCAUGCCUGCCUGCGAUGGACGACCACACAGACCUGGCUGGAAUGGAAUGCAGCAUCACUGGCUGGGGUACCCUAAUGUCGUCAGGGCCCAUGCCUGAAGUGCUGCAGCAGGCACCCGUCACGUUGCUGAGCAAUGCAGAAUGCCAGGCGGAUUAUGCAAGCCGCAACGAGACCAUCACUGCUUCGAUGAUGUGUGCUGCUGGAAACUCUGAGAAGGGUAUCACGGACACCUGCCAGGGUGACAGCGGGGGGCCUUUGGUUUGCGAGGCAUCCGGCCGCUAUAUUCUGCAGGGUGUUACGUCUUGGGGUGAUGGCUGCGCUCUGGAAGGCUAUCCAGGAGUGUAUGCGCGGGUCUCCUCAGUUCUAGGAUGGAUCCACGACGUGAUGGAUGGCAAAGUGGAAGCAUCUGACACAAGCGAUGAAACAUCGCCCACACUUGCUUUCCCUGGGCAUGCUAUAUGGACGGUGCUAAGCGGCUCUUGUCGUGUGGACGAGUCAGACUGCCUGGUCAGCCCUGGAUACCCUGGAAACUACAGCAAUAAGGAGGAAUGCACAGUCGCGGUGAACGCCUCAGCAGCAGUGCCCAUCCAUGUGGAUGAAUUUUCCACGGAGGCCGGCUAUGAUAGCCUGCUUGUCAACUGCAAGGCCUACUCGGGUUCUGCGGGUCCUGAAGCAGUGGUUCCUGACACCACCGUUUACUGGUAUUCAGACGGUUCGGUUGUCAGCAACGGCUGGAAGAUAUGCCCCAGUGCUGAGACUGCUGAGACUGCUCAGUCUGCUGAGACUGAGAUACAUCCAUAG